Messenger RNA from Petromyzon marinus (sea lamprey), 2281 nucleotides. NCBI's taxonomy places the organism in Eukaryota, Metazoa, Chordata, Hyperoartia, Petromyzontiformes, Petromyzontidae. The record is from RefSeq and is a predicted model, not a curated record.
UUUCUCACCCCCUCCGCAGGUUGCACCUUCCCCAAGAAAGGGCAGCAGUGCGUGGUGCACUACACGGGAACGUUCCGCAACGGGAAGAAGUUUGACUCGUCGCGCGAUCGCAAGAAGCCGUUCCGCUUCACGCUGGGCAAGCAGCAAGUGAUCAAGGGCUGGGAGGAGGGCGUGGGCCAGAUGAGCCUGGGGAUGCGGGCGCGCAUCACCUGCACUCCGGACAUGGCGUACGGCGAGACGGGACACCCCGGGGUCAUCCCGCCCAACACCACGCUCAUCUUCGACGUGGAGCUCCUGCAGCUGGAGUGACGCCUGACUUUAGCCCCGGUGGGGGUCGACCGACGAUCCAGGACUCGCCGAUUCACUGUCACUGCACUCGCCAAUCCGUUGUCUCACACGUCACUCUUUCAUCGCUACUACCGUGGUUGCCGUUCUCGUAAACUUGACUCAAUUCCUCCACCCGUGUUGGCCGGAAUGUUUCAUGUCAUCCACACCCGUGUUCGACCACAACACUGCAGGUCACAACGUGUGCAUUCAUUAAUUCAACAACUCGCACGCCCAGUCGCCACGCUCCAGGUCACAUCACUUCUUUUCCGCUUCUUUCCUCGGGCUGCUCCACUUUGGAAUUCCCAUUCUUCUACCAGCGGGCGUAUCUUUUCCCCCCGAAUAAUAACCGUGCCAAGGCCAUUUGGUGCCUCUCGGUACACGCAAACGCAGCAUUCACCCUGGAUAAACGCACGGCACUGAAACUAUAUUUGUAUUUAAAAAUGCACCGAUAUUAACCUUGAACGGUACCCUGCACCACCAGCAACAGCCUAACCCAGGCCCGACUGUUACACCACGGCGCACGUGUUUUUUUUGCGGCUGUCCUCUGCAGCUCCCUGUUGUAUUUUCGCGACGUGGCGUGUUGUUCGGCACGAAGGGACCUGGGUUCUAUUCCUGACCCCAGGUACCUUUCUGCGCGGAGUUUGUGUGCUCAUUGUACAGUAUGAAUGAGUGUGAACGAGUCGAGUGUGCAUGUUCUUUCCUUGUUCUGCGUGGGCCUACUCCGGGUUCUCCGGUUUCAUACCACUGCUAAAUAAACCACAUAAUUUAACUGGCAUUUCCAAAACAUCCCAACGUGGCAGGACCCUGCUGAAAAUGACUUGGACUCAGUGUGGGUAUCCUGGGUGAAUAAGUACAGUACUGUACACACAGCAGCAAUCAGCGCCCCCUACCAGUGGAUGUCCGCUCACAGGCGAGGUGCCGAGUCACUUGGUGCCACACAAGGACAGCUUCCACCGGCAGUGCCCCUUCCAAAGGUGUCAAGAUGAGGUGUGGGAUGUCAAGCGCUUGUAUACGCUCCGGCGUACGGGGGGGCUAUCAAACACAACUCAAGAUCCACCUCGCUCGCACAGCGCGGCCCUCGUGGCCAGAUGACCACCGGAGCGGCCCUCACCUAGCCAGAUCAAUCUCACCCAGCCAGCCAGCUUUCACCCAGGCAGCCAGCUCUCUCAACCAGCCAGAUCAAUCUCACCCAGCCAGCUCAGCUCUCACCAGCCAGCUUACUCUCAUCCAGCCAGUCAGCUCUCACCAGCCAGCCAGCUCACUCUCAUCCAGCCAGCUCACUCUCACCCAGUCAACUCUCACCAGCCAGCCAGCUCUCAACUAGCCAGCUCACUCUCACCCCGACAGCAAGCCAGCUCAGCCAGCUCACUCUCAUCCAGCCAGCUCACUCUCACCCAGCCAGCUCACUCUCACCCAGCCAGCUCACUCUCACCAACCAGCUCUCAUCCAGCCAGUCAGCUCUCACCAGCCAGCUCACUCUCAUCCAGCCAGUCAGCUCUCACCAGCCAGCUCACUCUCAUCCAGCCAGUCAACUCUCACCCAGCCAGCUCACUAUCACCCAACGUGUCGUUCGCAGUGCCCUCACAGCCCUGCCUAUGGACGAGUGUUUGUUGUGUGACCAUGAAGCCAGCACCGGUCUGUUCAUACACCAACACACGCUCUGUCCCAAGCCAACAGAAUGGCUCUGAUCACGAGUUCACUUCACUCGCAGUGCCUUGCAACACACAGUGCACAUUUACUGUGGUCUCUGUUUACAUACGGUACUUCAUAGUGUUCAAAUAUGCCAAAGCUGCCGACCAGUCGACAAAAUUUGCAACCUGCCUUUGUCCACAAAAUCAUGUUUAAUAAACAAUUUAUUUAUACAAUUGAUAUUGCCUUCCAGUCUUGAUUGAAGGAGCGGUACAGGUACAGAUCUUAACGAUGACCAAAAUCAAAAUCCCCGUUGCUCAAACCA